Molecule: messenger RNA, 640 nt
Organism: Phyllopteryx taeniolatus (common seadragon)
Lineage: Eukaryota; Metazoa; Chordata; Actinopteri; Syngnathiformes; Syngnathidae
Gene: mlana
Product: melan-A
Exons: 5
Coding region: 149-508 (119 amino acids)
Cellular component (GO): melanosome
Source: RefSeq, a predicted model, not a curated record
UACAGCCCUUUCCCCCAGUUUUCUUAAAAGGUAAAAGGAAUCUGGGCGGGUGCAACAAGCAAUAAGACGGGGGAGCGCCGAGGUGCCUGACUCUGUAAACCCGGCAAGAAGAGGUCGUCUGCAACUGAAUUAUCCGAUUUGUUAUUUAAUGCGUUGCAACAACACAGACGGGAUGCCUCGAGGAGACUUCAACAUCUACUUUGCCAGCAGUCGACGUGGAUUUGUCAGAGCUGAGGAGGCAGUGGGUGUUGUGCUGCUGUUAAUCAUCCUUGCCGCUCUUGUUCUGCUGGGCUGCUGGUACUUUAAGAGGAGGGGCGGCUACAAAAAAAUCAGGAACACCAGGUCUGGGUCACCGACCCACACGGCAGGCCAGUACUCUGAGAGACCUUCUGCAGAAAACAAGAUGGCGCUCACAGACUUUAGCAGCCUGCGAUCUGUGAUGCCAAAUGCCCCUCCAGCCUAUGAAAAGCUCUCCUCAGGUCCACUGCCUCCUCCCUACUCACCUUAAAAACAGGACACAAGAGGACAGACACCCAGACAAGAAGGAAACCGAAGCACAAGUUCAUCUGACGCCACCAUCAAUGUACCUUAGCUGUUAAUGCAUCCAUUAAACAAUUUUGUGUGGCUAAUAUUUACACAA